AUGGCUUCCCAGAAGCCGUCCCUGGUGAUCGGCCAGGAGAACACCCUCGACCCUUUCGUCACCACCGGCGGUCCCACUGCUCCCACCAACCUCCGCUUCUCGGGCUUCGAUGGCGACUCCUUCGCCCUCGGCCCCGGCGCCUCGCCUACCUCGGCGAAACGCGCACUGGAGGCUCACCUGGCCGACACUGAGCGUCGCAUGGAGGAGGCCGGAAAGCUGGGAACCGCCCUUGUCCAGCAGCGCAAGGAGCUCACCGACCGCCUGAAGGAGGUGGAGCAGCUCGAGGCCGAGGACGAGCUGUCGCCGGAACUCAAGCUGAAGCUGACUGCCAUCGAGAAGGACUUCAACGAGGUCGCCAGGGAGAGCGCCCGGGCCUUCCUCCCCAAGCAUCGCGUCCCUAGCGGCGAGGCGAACCCGGGCACGCCCUUCACUCCCAGUAAGGAUGUGGUGAGGAGGUCUAUGAGCCCUUCAAAGUUCGACAACCACAAGUUCGAGAGCCUGGCCACCGGGUCCCCUAGCAAGUUCAGCGUUCCCAACCGCAAGGCGCGCAACCAGCCUGCCAACCGCAUCCACGACAUCGAGUUCGCCGCCGAGAUCAGCACCUCCCUCAUCACACAAGUUCGCAACCUGCAGGCCCUCCUGCAGGAGAGGGACGAGGAGGUCAAGGAUCUCAAGUCGGAAAAAUCAGGCCUCGAGGUCGAAGUCCAGGGCUUCCAGCAGCGCAUGAGGAAUCUGGACGAGAGCGAGAGCCGCUACAAGGACGAGAACUGGUCCCUCGAGACACAGAUCCAGGAGUUCAUUGCCGGACAAAAGGAGGCUGCAGAUCGGGAGAAGAAGCUGAGCCACGCCCUCAACGCUCUCCAGGCCGAUAAGAACGCGACCCAGCGCGAGCUCGACGAGAUCAGGGCCGCCCAUUCCAAGCUUGCCGAGGACCAUGCUGCCGCCGUCAAGCACCACGACAUCGAGCUCGGCACCGCCAAGCGCAACGCCAUCAUGGCCGAGGGCGAGCGCGCAGCCCUGCAGCGCAAGAUCGACGAGCUGACCAGCCAGAACCAGGAGCUCGCCAAGGCCAUCUCGGGCGAGAGGGGAAGGACCAGCCAGCGCAACUCUCCGUCCGGAAGCAGCGAGGACGACCUGGAGAAUGCCAGCGGCAACCUGACCCCUGAGCAUUCCCCGCCGCCAUCGCCCAUCAAGCCUACGCCCAGACACGCCAUGCUCGAGACCGAGACUCUAAAGACCUCCCUGCAACACGCCCAGCGCACAAUCCAGAGCCUCCGCACCAACGUUCAUAGGGAGAAGACCGAGAAGCUCGAGCUGAAGCGCAUGCUCCAGGAGUCCCGGGACGAGAUCGAGAAGCUGCGCAGCGACCCGGUCGAGCGGCCCCACCAGAAGCGUGCCCGUGAGGCCAAGUCUCGCGAGUUUAAGAAGCCUGCCAAGCUGGACAAGCUGGGCACCGCCCGUGCGAUCAAGGCCGAGAUCUUUGAGGACCCAGAAUGGGAGGAUGCCUCCGUCAGAGGUCCUCCCCUGAUGCUGGCCCGCAUGACCGGCCAGGCUGAUAUCCCCAUCCCCUCCACCGAGUCAGACGAAUUUGAGACUGCCAACGAGGCGCACGAGUCCACCGAUGCCUUUGAGACGGCCCACGAGCGUGGCGGUACCGAGACGGAGGAGGCCUUCCAGACGGGCGCUGAGGACUUGGACUCGGACGACACCGAGAUUGAGAGCCCGUCCAGGCGGGCUGGAGCGGCCAGGGCCAGCGGUGCUCUGAAGAAGGCCCCCAUCUUCGCAUCACCCGGCCCGGCGUACACGUACGAGAGCACGGCCUCGACGUCGGCAAGUGAGGACGAGGACUACACGGAUCCUACGAGGACACCCAACUCGCAGCCGAGAAGGGUGCGGAUGCGUGCCAACCACGGCCCCUCGUCCUCGUCGCGCCGUUUCUCCAGGCAGCUGAGUGAGGAGCCUGGCUUCCAGGGCAGCCCUGCCAGCAUGAUCAGCCAGACCAACCGCAGCUUCUCGAGCACACAGGGCCUGCCCCGACAGAGCCUUUUCGCCGAGCUUGGGGAGUUGGAGGGCAGUGAUGAAGACUCGACCGUCGGCACGCCUGGCCAGAGGAGCCUGCGCUCCGUCACCCCGGCUUCAACGGCAAGAGGCAUGACUGCUUCGCCACGAUCCGUCGUGCCGCCUGUGCCGGCGAUGCCCAAGAUCAUCAUGGUGGAUAGCGGUAUGAUGACCGAGCCUGUUGAUCCGCAAUCCGUCGCGGCAGCCGCUCUGUCUCCUCAGCGCCCAAUGUCUAUGGACUCGGUGGUGUUCAGUUCCAUGCGCGACGGGUCUCCAUCGGCCUCUCCCGACCGCGAUACAGGCGCCGAAUAUGCCGACUCUGAGACGGAAGAGAACCUCACCCAGCCCCUUUCGCCAUUCAAGUCGCCUACUGUCGUCGGUGGCAUGCCCACGCCAAUCCUCGCCCCGCCACAGCAGCUCACAGUAUCUGACGUCCACACACAAGAGGUGGAGCCUCAAGCAGAACCCGAGCCUGCGCCCGCUCUGCCUCCUCGGCUGGGUCUCUCGAGCGUGUUCUCCGAACAUGUCGAGCCAGUCGCUGAGGCAGAGGUGCCACCUCCUGCCCUCAGCAUGUCGCGCGUCGUAGCUGAAGGUAUUGACCCCGUGGCUGAGCCCGAGGUGCCACCUCCUCCGGCCCCGACACUGUCGGUCUCGUCACUUGUCGCGGAGCACGUCGAGCCGGUGGCAGAGCCCUUGCCUCCUCCUCCCACACUGGUGUUCUCCCAAGUCUCCUCGGCAGAGACGGAGCCUGUGGCCGAGCCUGAGCCCGAGCCUCGGGUUGUUACUGUUGUCGAGUACAGAGAGGCGCCUAAGCCACCUCCUGCAGAUCUGGCCUUGUCUCCGAUAUACUCUGCUGAGACGGAGCCUGUAUCCGAACCAGAGCCCGAGCCGAGAGUCGUUACUGUUGUCGAGUACAGGGAAGCACCUUUGCCACCUCCUGCGGUCCUCGACUUCUCCCCAAUUUCCUCUGCCGAGACGGAACCUGUGGCCGAGCCUGAGGCCGAGCCUCGUGUGGUGACUGUCGUCGAGUACAGAGACCAGCCCACGCCGCCUCCUGCGGAGCUGACCUUUACCACGAUCUCGUCGGCAGAGGUCGAGCCAGUGGCCGAGCCAGCGCCUGAGCCUCAGGUCGUCCGUGUCGUGGAGUAUGUGGAAGCCCCUCAACCGCCACCUGCAGAGCUGUCCUUGUCUGCAGUUUCUUCCACAGACGUGGAGCCAGUCGCUCAACCCGAGCCUGAACCACGCGUUGUACAUGUCGUGGAGUAUGUGGAAGCACCUCCGCCUCCGCCUGCACAGCUGUCGUACUCCGGUCUCAUUAGCGAGGGCAUUGAGCCGCGGGAGGUGCCGCAGCCCCUUUCUCCGACCCUGACGGUGUCCCCCAUCGUGGUGGAGGAUGUCGAGCCCAAGCCAGAAGCUGCGCCGCUCCCACCGCCCCUGUCUGUCUCCCAGGUCCUGUCGGAACAGGUCGAGCCUGUCAGCCCUGUGACACCUGUCUUGGAGAGGCAAAUACCGUCCCCUCUCAAUUUCUCCACCAUUCAGUCUCUGGAGACACAUCCCGAGGAGCCAGAAUCACCUGUCUUCAGCAAGCCAUUGCUCUCUGCACUCGGCCUGUCUGCCGUCGAGUCUCUUGCCACGGAUGCUACCUCGCCCGCAAGUCCAAAGAGAAAUGCAUUCAUCAUCCCACGGGACGAGGAAGAACGACCAGUCACCCCGACGAAAUGGGGCGUCUAUUCAUCGACCUCACCCCGGAAGGCCAAGGACGCCGAUGCCGUCGUCAUUGCUGAGGACGAGACAAGACAAUCUCUCAAUGCCUCUCCUUCGUCAGAGACGCCCGAGUCCCUCCAGCCGUUCAAGGAGAUCUCAGCCAAUGCCAGUGCCAAGCCUGCCCGCAAGAUGCCUGUCCAGACUUCUGACUCAGGCGCGCAGACGUCUCUCACAGCUGAAGCGAUCGACGAGAUGUUCCAGGUCAAGAACAGCCAGCCACAAUCUCCUGUGCUCUACAGGUCAGAUUCGUUGGCCAGCGCCGAUGGCAUGAGCAGUCCAGGCACCGUCCGUGUAGGCCGGUCGCACGAGAGCAUGGUUGGCGGUGCCCAUCGCUUCAAGGGCAGGAUGAUCGACAUGAGCGCCGAGACGGCUGCAGAGGCUGCUUUGCGCCGACCUGGCAGCGCCGCAAGCGCUCGUUCUCCGACCAAGAGUCUGCCCCCACUGCCGCCGAACCACAGGGAGGUCAUCGAGGCUGCAAGGACCGGCACUGCAAACAGUGGCCACGGAACGAUCGGCAGUAUGGGUCCGCCACUUUUCCCUGCUUCUGCGUAUAAGAAUGCCAUGAACAGACCCAGGACCCCCAUGUCGACCAGCUCUAGGCACGGCGACUCAGCGGCUCGCCCUGAGAGGCCAGGAACCGCAGAUGUCCACUCUCCUACCCGGCUGACUGCCAAGAGCCGCAAGUCCUCUGUGUCGUCCUUCGCUUCAGAGGUCGACCACAGGUUCAACAUGGCCGGUGGCAUGAUGGGCAUGCAAGGAUCUGGCUUCGGUCCUAAUACCGACCCGCGCAUGAUCCAGGCCAUCACGCAGACCAUGAUUGGUGAAUACCUGUGGAAGUACACUCGCAAGACAGGCCGUGGCGAGAUGUCAGAGAACAGGCACCGGCGUUACUUCUGGGUCCAUCCUUACACACGCACUCUGUACUGGAGUGAUCGCGAUCCAACCAAUGCCGGUCGCGCUGAGCUUCGUGCCAAGAGCGUGCCUAUCGAGGCCGUCCGUGUCGUCACGGACGACAACCCCAUGCCUCCUGGACUGCACCGGAAGAGUCUCGUUAUUAUCGCACCAGGUCGAAGCGUCAAGUUCACCUGUACCACGGGUCAACGACACGAGACCUGGUUCAACGCCCUGUCCUACCUGCUGCUCCGAACCGACGGCGAGGGCCAUGCAGACACGGAAGAGAUGGUGAACGGCAUCACCAGAGAGGACGUCGAGGAGUUCAAUCCAUCCCUUGACCGCCGCAACACAGCUGGAACUGGGGCACGUGGAGCCCCAUCUAUCUCAUCGUACAACUCUCGUGGGACUCGUCAGGAGGCCGUCUCCGUCAACCUCGACGUGCCAACCUUGACGCCGAACCACAAGAAGGCCGUCUCGACAAGCGGCGUACGACCGAGCCUUGCCGGGCGGCUCAGCGGAUACUGGAGGUCCACCCAGGACAGCUUGAGCCUGCGAGGUCGCAGUGGUUACAAGGACCAGCACAGCUUGUACUCGAACAAUGAGGUGCACGAUAGCGCCGAGGACCUCAGGGAGAUGUACGAGAAGCAAGAUAGGGAGUCGGAUCGCUUGGAGAACGUCAGGGCGUGCUGCGAUGGUAAGAGCCCUAAAAUCACACCCACUUCCUCCUUCUGA
Cryphonectria parasitica EP155 is the source of this 5448-nucleotide messenger RNA. RefSeq names its product putative nuclear migration protein. The transcript is spliced from 2 exons. Gene Ontology annotation, biological process: microtubule cytoskeleton organization; maintenance of protein location in cell cortex; establishment of mitochondrion localization. Gene Ontology annotation, molecular function: phospholipid binding; tubulin binding. NCBI's taxonomy places the organism in Eukaryota, Fungi, Ascomycota, Sordariomycetes, Diaporthales, Cryphonectriaceae. The record is from RefSeq and is a predicted model, not a curated record. Bases 1 to 5448 code for a protein of 1815 amino acids. Gene Ontology annotation, cellular component: mitochondrion; cell cortex.